Messenger RNA from Cutaneotrichosporon cavernicola, 1002 nucleotides. RefSeq lists its product as uncharacterized. The record is from RefSeq and is a predicted model, not a curated record. The coding region runs from base 1 to 1002 and encodes 333 amino acids. The transcript has 8 exons. NCBI's taxonomy places the organism in Eukaryota, Fungi, Basidiomycota, Tremellomycetes, Trichosporonales, Trichosporonaceae.
AUGUUCUCCAUCGGCGCCCUCCUCACCACGGCACUCGCGGCCACCGUCGCGUUCGCCAAGCCCAACCCCGCCUCGGCACCCGUCUCCCCUCGUGUCCUCGUCUUCACCAAGACCGAAGGCUUCCGUCACGACUCGAUUCCCACUGCCAUCGAGCAGCUCCGCAAGUAUGGGCCAGACUACAACAUCCUCUUUGACUUUUCCGAGGACGCGACCCUCUUCUCGGACGCCAACAUGACCAAGUAUGACGGUGUCCUCUUCGUCUCUACCUCGGAGAACAUUCUCGACGGCGACCAGCAGGGAGUCUUCACCAAGUGGCUCCAGUCUGGUGGCGUCUAUUCGGGUGUCCACCUCGCGUGUGGCACACUCCAGAACAUGACCGCGUACAAGGCUGCCGUUGGUGCUCUCUUCGACUACCACCCCGAGCAGCAGGUUGCCACCUUUUCCCCCCUCACAAAGGACCACCCCGCCACGGCCGACAUGCCCGACCAAUGGUCGUACUCGGAGGAGGUCUACUUCUUCCAGUCUGACCCCCGCGAGAUGGGUGCAACCGUCCUCGUCACUGUUGACAAGAGCAAGCUCAACAACCCUAAUGAUAGCCCUGACCAGCCGGACAUCGCUGGCACACCCCACCCUAUUGCUUGGUACAUCGAGGAGCCUCAGUACAACUACACCCUUCAGGGCGCACCCAAGCAUGGCCGCUCGUUCUUCACCUCGCUUGGCCACACCAAUGAGGUUUGGCAGACCGACACCUUCAUGUACCACGUCUUCGGCGGUCUUACGUGGGCCCUCGACGGUGCCUCGACCCGCGCUUACCAGGUGGGCAUUAUCGGCAACGACACGACCCCUCCUCCCCCGCCUCCUCCCCAGCCCGAGAACGCGACCUCCAGCUCCUCUGACGGCACGAGCAAGGCCGACGUCACCAAGAGCAGCGCGUCUCCAUCGUUUGGGUCGGCUGGGCUCCUCGCUGCCACCUUUGCUCUUGGCGCCGCCCUCCUCCUCUAA